CCUGCCCAUCGUCUUUUCUCAUACCUCGAUUCUUUUCUCUCGUUCUUCUUCUCUCAUUUCCCUUCUUCUGCUUCUUUUCUGUCGUAUUCACCCUCUUUGGCUCGUCAGCUAUCCCGCGUGACAUUCUUCCGCUGGACUUACAUUCCCUCCCUUUAUCUUUGAUAGGGAUCCCCAGUCGCUCUUUAGCCGGUUUUUUAUAUAAAUUUAAUGCUCUAAUCAUUCCAGCGUUCAGUCUAUGGCUCGUCGCUUUUUCGCCGCCUGCAGCGCCCUGCUGCUGACGACACAGGUAGCCGCCGACAAUUUCCCCUUCACCGGUUACCGCACCGCAAACUAUCUCCCUCCUCAGAUCAAAAUCACCAAGUCCGGCAAAACCGAUCCUGGCUACCUCUUUAUCGGUCCCCGUGGGAAUCAGGCCCAUGGAACAGCAGCUCUGAUCUACGAUGAGGAUGGAAAUCUGGUAUAUGAAGGUCCCGAGGAGGUGACGGCCAACUUCCGCGUGCAGAAACUCUUCAACGAGGAUGUCAUCACCUUUUGGGCCGGUAACAUGAUGGAUCUGGGAUUCGGAUAUGGCACGGUACAUAUUCUCGACAAUACCUACCGCGAAAUCUACACCGUCACCCUUCAGGACAACUUUGUCUCGCCCGACGGCCUUCCCCGCGACUCAUACAUCGAUCUACAUGAGAGUCAUGUGACGGACCGCAACACCCUUCUCGUGACGGCCUACAACGUCACCCAGCAUGACCUGACGUCCAUCGGAGGAAAGCCAGAUGACUACAUGCUUGAUGGCAUGUUUUUCGAAAUCGACAUUGCGACCAACGAGAUUGUGUACCAGUGGAGCGCGUUGGACCACCUUGCGGACAUUCCCAUCGAGGUUUCCAAGCAGGGCUUGGGAGAGGAGUACGGCACUCCGGAUAUGCCGUGGGACGCCUACCAUAUCAACUCGGUCGAGCUGAUGAACGACGGGUACAUUAUUUCGCUGCGGCACUACUGGUCCGGAUUUUACGUCCAUAACAACGGGACGGUGAUGUGGCGACUCAGUGGUGAACCAAAUGUCGGCGACUUUGAGAUCGAUGACAACGCUGCUUUCUCGUGGCAGCAUGAUAUCCGGGUGUACGACCAGACGGAACAAGGCCUGGUGGUCAGUCUGUUCAACAAUGCCAACACGCCCACAGAUACGGUGGAUGCGACCACCGGCUUGAGUCUGAAUGUGGAUCUGGUCAACCGCAAGGUGUCGACGCUGCGCACCUUGAAAGAUUCACAGGAUGUGAUACACAGUGUCAGCCAGGGGAGUUACCAGCUGCUCGGCGAGUCGUCCCACGUCGUGCUGGGCUACGGUUCCAUCGCGCGGGUCAAAGAGUUUGACGCCAACAACAAUGAGGUGAUGACGGCGCAAUUCGGGGACGACAAUGCGGUGGCGUCGUACCGGGGCUUCAAGUGCCAGUGGAAGGCGACACCUUUCUGGGCGCCGGCGGUGGCCAUCAUCCGGACAGCGUCGGAUUCGGCCACCAUGUUUAUGAGCUGGAACGGGGCUACCGAGUAUGACAACUGGGCGGUAUAUUCCGCCUCGUCGGCGGAUGGGGAGCCGACAUUUGUGACAUCGGUCAAACGCGACGGGUUCGAGACCAAGUUGCAUGUAACGGGAAUGCGCACGAACUGGCUACAAGUGGUUGCUCGGAAGGGUAACAUUCCGUUGGGCACAUCGGUGAUGGCGUACUACUAAUGCCAGUGGAGAUUUGUAUAUAUGGUUUGUAAAUAGCACCUGACUGAUCACCUUACCUUGACUGGAUCAUGGUAUUUGCUUAAUAGUAUACGAAUAUACAUAUUGCUUGAC
Messenger RNA from Aspergillus sclerotioniger CBS 115572, 1831 nucleotides. Its product is annotated as arylsulfotransferase family protein. The record is from RefSeq and is a predicted model, not a curated record. Lineage: Eukaryota; Fungi; Ascomycota; Eurotiomycetes; Eurotiales; Aspergillaceae. Bases 236 to 1720 code for a protein of 494 amino acids. The transcript has 2 exons.